This is a messenger RNA of Cryptotermes secundus, 2409 nucleotides long. Its product is annotated as gamma-aminobutyric acid receptor subunit alpha-6. The transcript is spliced from 9 exons. Gene Ontology annotation, biological process: chemical synaptic transmission; regulation of membrane potential; nervous system process. Gene Ontology annotation, molecular function: transmembrane signaling receptor activity; extracellular ligand-gated monoatomic ion channel activity; neurotransmitter receptor activity. Bases 425 to 2221 code for a protein of 598 amino acids. Gene Ontology annotation, cellular component: synapse; membrane; neuron projection. NCBI's taxonomy places the organism in Eukaryota, Metazoa, Arthropoda, Insecta, Blattodea, Kalotermitidae. The record is from RefSeq and is a predicted model, not a curated record.
CGUUCUCCGAGUUUAAACUUCGACCAGGCCAGAACUUAGGAUAUAUUCAGCGUUGAGCGAAGUCUGUUUAGUCCUUCUGGCUACGAAUGAUAGUUUUUGUGACUUAAAUCGUUAGAUAUAUUCAACAAUACAACGCUUUGGUGAUGUUCACUUUGUUGGAUUUGUAGAUUAAAUUUAACGUGUGAUAUCUCAGUAUUUUUGGAUCUUAUGUCAGUCUACAGUUCGUGCACUUUUUAUAUUCGGUGUCUGAAAACGAUUGAAAUAUUCGUAGCAUAAACGUAACGGUAAUAACUUUGAUGCAUUGAGAAAUGAAGCUAUUUCCGGUUUUGAUAUAUGCAGAAAUGAGAAUAUCUGUCGGUCGUGAUUAUGAUGUAGUGACCUUUCGUCUUGACCGAAAGUGAAAGUGAAGUCUUCUCUAGACACCAUGAUAGCACGAGUGGCCGCCAUCUUGUCUAUUGUUGGGGUAUUGACGACGCUCUGGGAUCCAAGUGGCGCUGUCCUCAGAGAUUAUCGUUUUCUAUCGAAAAACAUCACAUCAACACUCGAUCAACUUCUAAACAAGAGUCGAUACGACAAAGGAAUUAGGCCAGAUUUUGGUGGGUCUCCUGUGACUAUCAGAGUAAACAUGCACAUAAAGAGCAUGGGCUCUGUAUCGGAAACAGAUCAGGAAUACGUGAUGGACUGCUACUUCAGGCAGUCCUGGUAUGACCGGAGGCUGGGGUUCAGCUUCCCGGGUCUCGACGAGUUCUCCCUGUCAUGGCUAUUCCUAGAUCGCGUCUGGAAACCGGACACUUUCUUCUUAAACGGCAAGAAAUCCCAUUUGCACCGCAUCACUGUUCCCAACAAGUUCCUGCGCCUGCGCAACGAUGGGUUUCUCACGUACUCCAUGAGGCUGACGAUAAAAGCCAGUUGUCCCAUGCACCUGAGAAAGUUUCCGCUUGACUCCCAGAGCUGUCCCCUUCUUAUUGGCAGCUACGGGUAUCGAACUAAUGACCUGGUUUACGAGUGGGACAAAGUGCGGCCUGUCGUAGUGGAGGACAACGUGGAGCUGUCCCAGUACAAGCUGGUCAACAUAACCACUGAGCAUGUCGGCAAGUUCGUAAGAGAGACAGACGAGUACUCGGUGAUCAAGGCGGAGUUCCACCUGCGGCGCAACAUCGGCUAUUUCGUGCUGCAGCUGUACGUGCCCUGCGGGCUCAUCGUCUCCUGCUCCUGGGUCAGCUUCUGGAUAGACCCUGCCGCCGUGCCUGCCAGAGUGCAGUUAGGGGUGACCACGGUGCUGUCUAUGACCACGAUAGGGUUCGGCGGCCGCGCCCAGAUGCCGCGCGUGUCCUACGCGACGGCGCUGGACUCCUUUGUCAUCAUCUGCUUCUCAUUUGUGUUCGCCGUGAUGAUAGAGUACGCGGCCAUCAACUUCUUUGACAAGAUCGUGGGGGACAUGAAGAAACUGCUGCAGGAGCGCGGCGCCAGGAAGAAGACACUCGCAGAUCCUGCCAAUCUGAACGCUGAACAGCCCAGGUCCGUGUCAAUGCUGAACAUAUCUUCACCGUCAAGCCAAGACUACAGUGAGGUGACUGGCGACCUGGACGCCCACUUGAAAGUUCCAGGCUUAGAGGAGCGUCGCAAGUCCCUCGUCUCCCUGGCAGCGCCGCUGGUGGAUUCACUGAAACGGAACAUCCAACGGCGCAAGUCAGAGAUCAGCCUCCACCUGCCGUCACUUCCGAUCCUUUCCCAGCGCAGGAAGUCGGAGGCAAGCCUGGCGAAACCCCCGAUACCUCUCAUAACUGUGACCGGCAAUGAGGACGAUCCGGAGAGGCCAGUCGAGGAGGAAUGUGUGAGAGAGGAGAUACAACGGAAGCGCCACGUUCCUGAAGAUGAGGUCGUCGAUAUUUCCGGCGAUGAGGUGUUUGAAGAUGUUGGUGAUCAAACAGACGAGAAUAAAUACGAAGAAGGCAAGUGUUUGAGGCAUGUAAAUGCAGCCAUGAAUAUCCUAGGAAAAUUUGUAAUGAAGCCGUGGAAAUCAUGGAAAGAAGCCAAGAUUGCGCCUAGAGAAGAAGACGUAUAUAGAAUGAUAGUAACAGGAGAGACGCCAAAUAAGUUCUCAAGAAUUGAUAUAGAGUCCAGGAAAUAUUUCCCCAUAGCCUUCUGUAUUUUAAUAUCUAGUUACUGGGUAGCCUACAUGUAUUAUAUCACGGACGAGUUUCCUGUGAAGGAGUACUGAAGAAUAAAUGCCACAGUGAGCAUCAAUCAACUGCCUUCUUUUCCUGUGACAGCAAUAAACUAUCAUAGAAAUCUGUGUUAUAGUUAUAUAAUGAUAGUCAACUGUCUUAGUCUGCAUAACAAUCUUAAAGUAAUGUCUAACCCUGUCAUUGGGCCAUGCCAUAACCCAGGCGGUUAGUCGCCGGCUCC